UUGAAUUGUUACUUCAUCAGCAUCAUUGCAAUAGAAUCGUUCUAAGGUUUGGACUGCGGCAAUGGACUAUCGCAGUUACUGAUCACGCAUUCCAAGAAGGAUGGGAUGCUUUUUGUGAACACAACAUUGUUAAAAGACAUGACACGUUGUUACUUCGACAUAGCUGAAAUCUGAUAUUUGAUGUCAUUCACUUUUGUGAACUGCAAAAACAAGUUUUAUUGCCCUAGACAGUUCCCCUACCAGACCUUUUGCACAUGAAUGUCAUUGCAUCACGAGAUGAUAUCCAUACACCUACUAGACAGCAGCAAGUUGCUUCCUCACUGAGGCCAAAUUUCUGCCAAGAUCUAUCUGAUUCGAUUUGCUUUUAUAAAACAUUUAGCUCUGCAACUCCAAACAGUUUGAAAAUUCCACGCUUUAUUGAUCACUUCAUCAAUGGUACCAAGACUCCCAUGUUGCUUAUCAAUACUGGAAACAAAAAUGCUCAGAUAGGUGUAAAACAUAAACGCCUUCACCAAAACUGGAGAGAUUUCAUUCUUGAGCAUCGACUGCAACACAACGAAACUCUUGUUUUUGUUCCGGAAUAUGAAAAUAUAUUUACAGUUUUAGUUUUCGACGAUACUGGAGUUGAAAAUAUUUUUCCUUGGUAUCACACAUUCAAUAUUUAUUCAAAUGCCUAAAGAAUUUAGCUGGACUAUGCUGUGUAAUCUACCUAUGAAUUAAAUA
Messenger RNA from Coffea arabica (coffee), 723 nucleotides. NCBI's taxonomy places the organism in Eukaryota, Viridiplantae, Streptophyta, Magnoliopsida, Gentianales, Rubiaceae. The record is from RefSeq and is a predicted model, not a curated record.